CUAGCCUCUUCCUCAAACGAAAUUCAUCCUCCAUCGAUCUUUCAGGCACUUUGCAGGAGCACACAGUCUGCAAACAACUGGUGGCCAUGAGGAUCCUCUACCUGCUCUUCGCUGUCGUCUUCCUCCUCUUCCAGGCUGCUCCAGGUUCUGCAGAUCCUCUUUUUGCUGACACCGCAGAGUGUAGGAGCCAGGGAAAUUUCUGCCGUGCUGGGGCAUGCCCACCCACCUUCACCACCUCGGGGUCAUGCCACGGGGGGCUGAUGAAAUGCUGUUCCAAGUAA
Tyto alba (common barn owl) is the source of this 281-nucleotide messenger RNA. Its product is annotated as gallinacin-10-like. The transcript has 2 exons. The record is from RefSeq and is a predicted model, not a curated record. NCBI's taxonomy places the organism in Eukaryota, Metazoa, Chordata, Aves, Strigiformes, Tytonidae. The coding region runs from base 87 to 281 and encodes 64 amino acids. Gene Ontology annotation, molecular function: CCR6 chemokine receptor binding. Gene Ontology annotation, cellular component: extracellular region. Gene Ontology annotation, biological process: defense response to Gram-negative bacterium; defense response to Gram-positive bacterium; innate immune response in mucosa.